Messenger RNA from Polyodon spathula (Mississippi paddlefish), 3091 nucleotides. Its product is annotated as EMI domain-containing protein 1-like. Lineage: Eukaryota; Metazoa; Chordata; Actinopteri; Acipenseriformes; Polyodontidae. Gene Ontology annotation, molecular function: protein binding. The record is from RefSeq and is a predicted model, not a curated record. The transcript is spliced from 16 exons. The coding region runs from base 417 to 1892 and encodes 491 amino acids.
CGCUUGGCUCACUGUCUGAGGCGAUCAAUCUAUCGUCGACUGAGUUUCAACCAAAGCCGUGCGUUACUACCAAAACGAGCAAGAGAGAGAGGCACACAGUAAGACGGGAAGGGUAGAUCCGAGGCUGUUUUAAGUUCAUUGCAACUUUGCUAGUGAAAUUCUUGAAAGAAUUGCUAUGUUUGCACUUUUUAUACAGUUAACACUACGUGGGAGAAACCUAGACCCACUCGUUUAAUGCAUCCUCAGCACUGAUUACAGUUAAGUCACUGUUUAUUUUCACUAGUUUUUGGAAAAGGGGGGAUGCGAUUCCUCUAAAUGAGAAAGGACCGUGGAAGCAGAUUGUUUUUCUUGGAACAGGUUUUUGUUUGAAGGCAAGCGAAAACGGCAGCCGCGUUGCCACUCGCACUGCAGAGAUAAUGCAUUUUUGUCGUUUUUCGUUCCCUGUACUAUGCCGGAGAAAUUUGCAGUGGAUUGUGUUACUGCUGUGCCUCUCGCCAGUAGCACUAGGAACUUGGGGGGCUGGUCUGUACAAGUACCCGAGCGGGGUUCAGCACGGGAAAGAGCACACCGCAGCUUCACCUAGCAAUGGGAAUCACAGGAGGAAUUGGUGCCCGUACUCCAUUACCAGGACAGUUAGCUGUCAGGUCCAGAAUGGCACCACCCUGCAGAGAGUCUACCAGAGCUGUCGCUGGCCUCAGGGCUGUACGGGGGGAAGCUACCGCACGGUGCUGAGACCCUCCUAUAAGGUGGCGUUCCGGACAGUGUCUGCGAUGGAGUGGAAGUGUUGCCCUGGUUACAGGGGUGCACACUGCGAGGCAGAAUCAGUGAAUCAUCUGGAAGAUGGAGCGAGGCAGCAAGCUCUCCUGCCCAGGCCGCUGGCUCGGACUAGAGAAUAUCUCUCAAGCUGUUUGAACUGCAGUCGAAUCACUGAGCUGACCAAUAAACUGAACUCGCUGGAAGACAAGGUCCUGUUUCUCUCCACCGCCCCCGCCACCCCCCAAGGAAACCUGCUGGGGGCGCUACCUGUGCAGGGAGUCCCUGGGAUCCAGGGGCCAACAGGUGCUCAGGGAGAAAAAGGCCAGGAUGGACGUCUUGGGAGAGAUGGACUUCAAGGGCUUCCAGGGCUUCCAGGUUCCAGAGGGCCACCGGGCCACAGUGGCCCCAAAGGAGAGACAGGGUUGCGGGGGCCCAUAGGGGCCCCGGGGUCAAGAGGGAUGAGCGGACCAGUAGGGCCUCAAGGACCCGCUGGACCCCAAGGUCUCAAGGGAGAGAGGGGUCAGCCCGGGCUCCCCGGACCUCCAGGGCCAGCCGGACCAGCCAGCGCCAGGAUCCCAGAGUUGGGCUACCCCCGCAACCACGGUGAGACUGAAGACCCCCUGCUGUCCAACACCUUCCUCGAUUCUCGAGGGGCUGACCUCCGAGGACCAGAGGGACCGCCCGGAGCACAGGGACCCACAGGACCUGCUGGCCCCCAGGGACCCAUGGGGCCUCCAGGAUCCCCAGGACUGAAUGGAUUACCUGGAUCAGCUGGACUCCCGGGGCCAGAGGGGCCAAAAGGAGAGAAAGGAGACCGAGGCAGCACAGGGUAUAAAGGAGAGAGGGGCUAUCGAGGAGAGCCGGGUGCGCAAGGUGAAAAGGGAGAACCAGGAGAGAAGGGUCUACCGGCCUUUAGCUUGCAGAUGUUCCAAGACUUGCAGGCUGAUCUUGAGCUUCUGGCUCGGAGGGUGACAUUACUGGAAGCCAUCAUCUGGCCAGAACCAGACAUUGGCUCAGGAUCUGACCCGUUCGGUACCCCACCUCCAGGUUACAACCGCAAGAAGAGAGCCGUGAUGUCAGCCUACCGGAUCCUCUCGCAACGGCUCGCGCUGGGGGACACCGAGGAGGAAAACUGAUCCCUGGAACCCAGAGAGAGAAUGACCAGCCCUACUGUGUACAUGAGCAACCUCAGCCAGCGACCCCAACCUGGUCACAGGACACUCCCACCUCUAGAGGACAUUAGCAGGGAGACCAGCUCACUUCUCACCUCUCCAGUAGGCUGCUACCAGGACAUCCUGGGGAAACAAAUUACAUUUAGCCAUCGAAUCCAGAUGAACCAAUGGGGAGGCACAAGGAACCCUGCAACUCCCUAACCCCACCCUUAUUGGGAUUGAUUUUGAGCAGCAUUCCCCUCCACCCAUAUUCACAAGCCCUUAAGUGCUCUGCAUCUUCAAAUAUAGACUGAUAUCACAUUUCCAGGCCACCCACCACUACUUCAUCAGUUAAAUCAUGCACAUGGAAUUUGAGCUAUACCCACUGAAAUGCAUCCUGGGUCCUAUGACCUAAAAUUAAAUACAGCAUAUGAUUAAUAGGAAUGCCAACAUUCACUCUCUGGCUCACAUGGUAAUUAACCCUCACUUGGCUGCACUGCCCUCCCCAGUACAUUGCAGUAUGAGAGAAAGCAGUUCUUGUGCACUGGGUCUUGCCACUUUUAGGAAAACCUCAUAGUUAUAGUAAACCAGGGAAAGUCCUACAGGAGUUACAGCCAAGGUUUUAAAAUCAGUUUUCUUUAUUCUUUUUAGCGUCAGCGACCUUUUCUUUUCCAGGAUAUACCAGAAACACUGUCCAAUAUAUACUUUUGUUUUCCGGUACCUUGAUGUGCAGUGGGUCACACUGUGUGAUCUGAGCUAGACCAGGGCUCUCAAACUUGGGCUCGCUGAAAGGUUUCAGGCAGACCAACCCCUAUAUAGUCAACUGAGCAUAGAGAAGUGUGUUGAAAAUUCAUUGGAUUACAGGUGUGUUUGUAUAAUAUUGUAAUCUGGGAAAAUUGGUGUGAAACACAGGAAAUGAUUAGGUUCAAAGAAGCAACAGCCGCUUUUAAUUCUAUAACUGUAUGUGAUUUAUCUGAAGAGAACCAACAGAUCUCCAAUAUAAGGGGGACCAGUGAUAAUGCUAGAGAUACAAAAAUGAACUAUGGUUAGUACUUCUUGAAGUCCAGUAGAGGGCGUUCCACUCAGCAGUGUUCAAAGACAGGGAUAGCAAGCAUUUUGUAAUGUUAAUAAAUUGUGUAAUUUGUAAUUUUACAAAGGUUCUACAAUGUGCUUGAUUUUUUUUU